Molecule: messenger RNA, 3365 nt
Organism: Ornithorhynchus anatinus (platypus)
Lineage: Eukaryota; Metazoa; Chordata; Mammalia; Monotremata; Ornithorhynchidae
Gene: CD6
Product: CD6 molecule
Exons: 13
Coding region: 287-2401 (704 amino acids)
Cellular component (GO): membrane
Source: RefSeq, a predicted model, not a curated record
CCUGGAGACCAAAACCACAAUCAAAGAACAAGAGGCGUGAGAGUCAGAGAGAAAGAGAAACGGAGGCAACUUCGGAGGAGAAACAAAGGGGGCAUAGAACAACAGCCAGAAGACCCGAGCGGGCAAAAGGGAAAAGGGAGGGCAAAGAGGGAGGGAAAAGAAGACGCACAGGAGAAGAGAAGCGGAGACAGGGAAAAAAAGACGGAGGAAGGACGGAAACUGCUGGCCGCUUCUCCAGGGAUGAGAUUCCUCUCUGGGCCUGGUGUGUGACGGCUUGGGAAGAGCCAUGCGGCUUCUCUUCCUUGCGGCUGGCUUCCUGGUGGUGGCUGUGACAGGGCAAAUCAGCAACUCGACCCUGCUGCCCCUGUUGCUCAGCGAUGGCGACGGCGGUGAUGGAGGCGGCGAGAAGAACAACGGCUCCUCCUCAGAGCCAGGGAGGCAGCCCCUCCGGCUGGUGAACGGAAUGAACUCGUGCAGCGGGACAGUGGAGAUCCAGUACCUGUCAUCCUGGCAAGCCGUCUGUGAGGAGCACUGGGACUCCAGGGCCGCGGAGGUUGCCUGCCUCCGGCUGGGCUGUGGACGGGCGAGGGCGGUGGGCCUCCCAGCGACCUCCACCCCCAAGGGGCCAGCAGGCAUCCCAGUGACUUCGAUGCCCAGUGGGCCGGCGGGCCUCCCAGUGACCCCGAACGCCAGGGUGACGACCCCGGCAGGGAACGGCAGCGCUGCCCUCGAGGGACCGAAGGACUCCUUCCUGUCCGUCCAGUGUACUCGGGAUAGGUGGGAGUCCUGUCAAGUGCAACCCAAGGCCUGCCUCAGCCAGAAGGCAGCCUGGCUGGUCUGUCAAGCGAGCAGCGCCCUGCGGCUGGCGGACGGGGGCAGCCGCUGCGAAGGUCGGGUGGAGCUGGAGGAACAGGGCAGCUGGGGGACGGUGUGUGACGACGCCUGGGACCUGGACGACGCCGGGGUCGUGUGCGGGCAGCUGGGCUGCGGCUGGGCCAUCCAGGCCCUUCAGGGAUCCCACUUCCCGAAGGGGAAGGGGCCCAUCUACCUGGACGAGGUCAACUGCUCCGGGACCGAGACCUCCUUGGGGGACUGCCCCGCUCAGAAGGACCACGACUGCGGGCACAAGGAGGAUGCCGGGGUGAUCUGCUCAGAGCACCAGGCCUGGCGCCUGACCAAGUGGUCAGACGCCUGUGCCGGGCAGGUGGAGGUCCAUUUCCGGGGCACGUGGAGCACAGUGUGCGACGGCAGCUGGUAUCAGACGGAGGGGGCCGUGCUGUGCCGCUCCCUGGGCUGCGGGGCCCUCACACAGGUGAUGAAAGGGCUGCCCCACCACUUGACGUCGAGGAUCAACUACCAGUGCUCCGGGGAGGAGGCCACGCUCUCCCAGUGCACCUGGCACUUCAACAGAUCCCACAUCUGCCACCAAUCCCAGGCAGCCGGAGUCAUCUGCGCGGGUGCGGUGAACAGAUCCACGGUCCCGGAAAUCAACCUGAGCACCCAGCCCACCUUCACUGAUCUCCCUGAGAACCAGACUUUGGCCAGCGUCUCCCUCCGGGAACAGAUCCUCUUCGUCACCUGUAUCUCCCUGGGAGUUCUCCUCUUUGGGCUACUCACCGUCUUGGCUUUAAUCCUCAUGAGGAUCAAAGGAAAAUACGCAGUCCCACACCUGGAGAAUCACAACCAGCAGGCCUCCUCUGCCACCACCCUCUCCCCCAUCCCCACCACCACCACCUCGGCAGGAGCCAACAACUACCAAGAGGUUUCCAUCGUCGUUCCCAAAGAAGAAGCACCCAAGCUGCCCAUCCAGGUGCCAGGCCCACCCUCUGAGGAUUCUGACUCUGACUAUGAGCAAUACGACUUCAGCACCCAGCCCCCCGUGGCCCUCUCCACCUUCUACAAUUCCCAGAGGCACCGGGUGACUGAGGAUGAAGUCCGGGAGAGCAAGUUCAGGAUGCCACCCCUGGAAGAAGAUCCUCCCAAAGAGGCCCCCCUGCAUCACCCUAGAAAUGACAGCGAGUCCAGCACAUCUUCAGGGGAAGAAUACUGCAACAGCCCCUCCAGCAGGCUGCCCCAGAGGAGCGGCCCGGCCUUCCCUGCGGAGAAGGCUCCGUUCCUGGGCCGGCUCCCCAUCGAGGAGCUGGCCGGGUCCCAGCAGCCUCUGGGUGGUCUUCCAACGGUAUCCAAGCCUGACAGCAGCUCCAGCACCUCAUCCGGGGAGUGGUACCAGAACUUCGACCCUCCCCAGCCGCUGGAGCCGCCGCCGCCACCACCGCAGGCGCAAGAAGGGGAGGAGGAGUCCUGCCUAUGCUCAGAGCCUUCGGGCCCAGUGGCGACAGGCAGCUCCUGGGACUGCUCCACUGAUGACGACUAUGACGAUAUCGCCACGGAUGAGAACUAGGGCCAGAGGGACCAGAAGGCCCCUCGCCGGAUCCUGUCCCGUCCACGCUCCUCCCACCUCCCCGCUGGGCAACCUGAAGGAACACGGCAUUGGCGACGUCUGCACCGACCAGGCAGCAUUUUGGGGAAGAAAGAGAAAAGGCACGCUCGCUCCCCGACCUUGGCUUGCCCCACCGCCCCCAGUCGGUCCCCAAGCCGGUCCCAGCCGGCUCCAGCCGACCCCCUUCCCAGAACCCACCAGCCCCAGGCCCUGGGUGGGCCUCACCCUCCGGCCAGUCCCCGAGCGGGUGGGCAUUGAGAGAGGGCACUGGGCCCUCUACCUGUGCUGCCUGGAGAUUCUUGGUUCCACACAGAUACGCUCCCCCCGGAUUCCCCCAGUCCCCUCUCCCCUCCCCAUCCAGAAACUCUGCCUCCUGACCCUGGUUUUGUAGGCAGAGGAGGCUCAGGGCAUGCCACCUCUCUGCCCUUCCCCCAACACCGCCAGGCUCCUUCCUGGCGCAGGAAGUUGACCCGGUCGGCCACUUCUCCAGGGAAUGGAUCUCAGGGGAAGAGCUUUCCUCCGGAAGCCCCCACCUCAAGGACUACUCUUCCGGGUGGUGGCCGGCCAGGAAUUCCAAGGGACCGACCUCACAGUGGGAGGGUUUCCACUGGAAAACGCCAAAGGAGUCAGACAGCCUGGGUGAGAGCACUUCACUGGCUGGAUGACCAACUGACCGGGGCCUGUCACCGCUGUUGAACUGAGGAAGCUGAGGAUGCUGGCCCCCUGCGGAGGGUGACCUGGACUCACAACUCACCAGGAGCUAAUGCACCGCCGCUCCAGGGAAGUGGGGGGGGUGACCAAGGAGGCGCCUCUUUGGGUCCAGGCUUCCAGAAACACCUCGCCAGCCUGAGCGAUGAAUCAAUCAAUCGAUGGUAUUUAUUGAGCUCUGAGUGUGUGCAAAGCACUGUGCUGAGCGCUUGGGAGA